This is a messenger RNA of Gambusia affinis (western mosquitofish), 1688 nucleotides long. Its product is annotated as intracellular protein transport protein USO1-like. NCBI's taxonomy places the organism in Eukaryota, Metazoa, Chordata, Actinopteri, Cyprinodontiformes, Poeciliidae. Bases 84 to 1520 code for a protein of 478 amino acids. The transcript has 17 exons. The record is from RefSeq and is a predicted model, not a curated record.
UCUACACAGAAUCAUCUGACAGAAAGACGUCGAAUCGGCCUGCAGACGUUCUCCGUCUCCAACCAGCAAACGAGCUAGCCACCAUGGACCCACCCAAAACCAAACCGGAGGAUUCAGCCCCAGAAGUGGGUCCGCAACAGACAGCAAAAACUAAGGUCACUGAGGAUACAUCCAUCAAUACGCCCAACUCUGACGAACAAUCCUCUGGGCCCAUCCCUGACGUCUCCCAAACUGUGCCAGGAUCAGAGAACAAUUUGGGCACACAGAGUUAUGAUUCACAGUGGAUGAAGCAACAGAAUGACCGCGUGGAAAAUUUAAUGAAAAAGGUCAAGUUCCAGAAGUCCAAGGACAAAGAGAUCAUGGUGGAGGUAGAGCAUCAUGGAGUGCACAAGUCAGAAAAAAUUUUGAUCAGGAAAAAGACAAAAAAAUUAACUGAGGAGAUCGUCACCCUGAAGAGUAAAAACUCACAACUGAAUAAGCAGAUCAGUGAACUACGGCUAAGCUGGGAGAUGGAGAAAAGAGCCAAAGAGGAAGCUGAGAAAAAAGUUAAAAUUUUGCUUGAUGAGAAUAUUCAUCACUCUGAAGAAACUGCAGAACUGCAGAAAGAAAUCACGAGACUGGAGGAGACUAUUAGUAUUCUGGAGAUCAAGAGCGAACAGGAAACAGAGCACUGGAAGACGACAACAAAAUACACUGAAACUGGCGAUACUGUUGACGGCACCGGGAUCAACUUUGGUGGAUUCAGAAAAACUGACUCUUCUAUUGAAAUUAUGAUUGCAGAGCAUGAAUCCCAGAUCAUUGAAUGGGAGAAGAAAGUGAAUGAGAAGCAAACCAAACUCACUGAAGCUCUGAAUAAGAUUGUGUCCCUCUCUCGAGAUAUAGACAUCAAAACCAAACAGAUAGAGUUCCUCCACACUGCAAUACAAAAAGCAGAGGAAAUGUACAAGUCUCAAUAUGAAGCACUUUUGACAGAAAAGAAUCAAGAGUACCAGAAUUACAAAAGUUUGAGACUUGAACAUCAGAGAAUGCGUUUGGUGAUUGAAAAGUACAAUUCACUGCUGGAAUUUGAGGAAAGCAGAAUCAAGAAAUCUGUGCCAGACAAACAGUCCUCUGAUUCAGAAGGGGUUGGAAAUACAGAGACGACUAAGUUCACCAACGAGUACGAAGAAAAGAACUCUUACUGCAAAAUGAAGAUCAAUGCUGAAGGGGUUGCCGCUGAGCACCUCAAUAAGAACAUAAAGACAAAAACAACUGUAACUUCCACAACAAAUUCAGAACAGGACGUUAAUCCACAGGAAACUGGUUCACCACAGAGUGGAAGUGGCAUGGAAGAUAUGAAAGGCAAACUGGACCAAGGAGGCAAAAACAAAACUGGAACUUCCAGCCAAACUCCAAUUCAGGAAAAUAAACCAGUGGAAACUGGUUCACCACAGAGUGGAAGUGGCAAGAAAGAUACGAAAGGCAAACUGGACCAAGGAGGCAAAAACAAAACUGGAACUUCCGGUCAAACUCCAAUUUAGAAAACUUCCAAUUAGAAGAAACAUUAAAGGAUCAGUUGGAUUAGAAGUGAACAGAACAGAAGGACGUCGUCCCACCAGACAAGAAGGAACAUGUCCUCCUCUGACCAACUCAAAGAAUGCAAAAUAUAACUAAGACAAAGAUAAUUAAAUUAGAUAAUUAAAUCUUCA